AUGCUAAUUGCACAUUUCAUCCGAGCCCUUAUUGCGGUGCUUGGAUUAGCCGCUGUGGUCAUUCCAGUCGCUUGCAACGAGUAUUUCAACGAAACUCACGACGUAUUCUACGACUUCUAUCGCCACAAACGAGGUGUUAAUAAACAAAACAGGCGUAAUCCUCACGUUCACGAAGUCGAAGUCGAGCCAAACGUAGUAGAAGACCACCAGCAUAAUCACUUAAACAAAAAAACACAUCAUCAUAAGAAUAACGCACACCUAGAAGCAUAUCAUCAACCUCCUAAUAAGACUGGAGAGUGUUGUCCAACCGUUGCAGAAAGAGUUGAACCAACAGGAGGUUCGAAUCCGCAAGGUUUGCUAGUUGAACUGUAUCAGGAUCCCAAUUAUAAACAGAGAUUUUACGAGUUAUCCUGCCAUCCAUACGUUUUGGACAAGCCCUGCAAUUUUAUUAAUAAAAGAAAUCACAAUUCUAGAUGUGUACAGAUGUAUAGUUUCACAUACGCCCUUGUUAAAAAUACUGACAAUAAAACUAAUUUGUUUCCGAUGUUUCCCCUUCAUGAAGAUGGUGGCGCCACUUAUACUUUAGACUAUAUCAAGGUGAGAAGUGGGUGUAGUUGUGAAGUGACUGUUAAAAAGAAACGCAAGAAAAAAAAUAAUAGAGGCGGUGUGGACAAUAGUUAAAAUUUAGUUCCAAUAUUUGAGAAAAUCUUUCUCUUUUAUACUUGUGGAAUAAUUUAGUUUGAUAUUGUGCUAAUUAAAAAAGACUAUAAUAACCUCAAAGUGCAUUUUUAGAUAUUUCUAGUAUAGUUUCUAUAUUUUUUUCACUUUAUAAUUAAAGGUCCUAGUUGUGAUCUUAAGAAUAAGCACGCUUGCAUUCUUUUAUAAGAAGUAAUAAGAGACUUAUUUUCUUAAAUACGAAAUAUAUUUACAUUUUACUAUUGAUGCCAAAGGUGACUGCUACUAGGGUGAUUUUUUUUUAUUAAUAUUUGUACGAGGACAUCCUAUUUUGAUUUUUUCCAGACAUUCCAUAAUCGUGUGUUCUUGGUGAAAAAUGAAUCUCGUUCGCUUUAAUUAUAUUGGAGUAUCAAGAGACUUUAUUUCUAGUCUAAAGUUUUACACAUGGUGAAAGUGAAAAAACAGUAAUAUUAUCAUGUUAUUGUUCGUGCGUCAUUAAAUAAAAGGAUUUAAGACAUCAAUUAAUAAUAAUAUGUUAAAUUCAUAAAAUAAACAGCUCCUCAAAAGUUGAGAAAGUUAAUAACAUAUGACCUUCAACUUAGUUAAGUUUAAGUUAAUUUAAUGACGUUUAUAACGAUUCUGUUCUCCCCUAAAAUCAAAAAUAACGACUGUACUUUCAAUAAUGUCGUUUAAGUAGCCUUGAUCGAUUUGUAUUAAAAGUCUGUGUAGAAGUUUUUGGAGUAUCUAUGGACGAAAGAGGAAGGUUGCAUGAUAUUGUUAAUAAUUUGUACGCAUCGUCAUGUUUUCAACAAACACUAACAAUUCUAUACGCUCAUUACAACAAAUUUUUCCACAAACACCAACUGUACCACCUCUGAAAGGAUUCAUUUCCAAUACCACUCUUCAAUAUAUGGACACUUAAGGAGGGGUUCAUACACAAAAAACAAAGUCUUACAGAAACAUGCUCAUUAGUCUAUGAAUUUUACCAUCAAAAGUAGUCGUGAAUAUAAGUUAACCAUCUAUACAUAGGCUUGGAAGCACUGUUUCAAUCAAAACUGAAAGAACGGGACUAUUUAAAAGUUGUUUCAUAUUCAUACAAUUACUUAUGGUUAUGGUUAUGUAUGGGUAGACACAGUUAGAGAACGAUCUUGGUCGUCCACUAGAUCUUUCUUUCAAUCUCGCAGUUACUUUCUUUGAAAACUAUCCGUCACAAUCCAACCAAUGCGAUCAUCUACAGUAAGUUAACUGAAUGGAAUAAAUGAUAUAAAGUUCUUGAAAAUACAAAAGAAAACUACUUGCAUUGAACUUAGAUUUACUUACUUUGAAACACAAAAUAGUCUAACAAUUAAAUGUUAAAUUCAAUAUGUAGUGUAUACAAAACUAUUAAUUAUUUUUAAAAUCAAAUAUUUAUGAACUUCCCUAACUUUUGUGGAGCAGUUUAUUCCAUCAAAUGUGAGAAGUUAAAUAGUACUUACUUGUACAAUUUUGUAAGUUCCUCAACUUCUUUUCUGAGCUUCUGUUGAAUUAUUAUUUUCCCUUGGUUCUUGAUUGGGAAACCUUUUAUUCAUUUGUAUAUAUUGUAUAAAUAGGCAAUGUCAUUUAUUUUUAAUAUUUGUUACUUACCUUAAAUUGAUCUACUGUAAAAGUUAUUUUGAUGGUUUUAAAAAUUAAUUUACUUAAAAAGUACUUAUUUUUAUAAUUUAUUUGAACCCCUUGAUGACCCAAGCUAUAAAAAGAUAUUUUGUAGGUGAUAAAACUUUGUUUAUACUACAUAAGUUGAAAAUCUUGAAUAUCUAGUAUUACUAUUUUCAAUUCAAGAAAAAUAAAAACAAAAAAAUAUAAAAUUGUUUGUCAUUUUCCACAGUUGUAUCCUUGUUAUAUACAAAAAUAGAUUGGCGGAUAAAACAGUUUUGAAUAAAAUGAAUGAAAACUAAAUAUUAGUGGAAAAUCACAAAAUGAUUUCAUUGAUUCUUUUAAUGCUUAAAUGAUUCAUUAAAUGAGGGCCAAAAAAAUCAUUUUUAUGCACCGCUUGUUUUUUACCACCAUUUUUUCAUAUGAUACUAGUUUUGAAGUUUUCAAAUAAGAAACUGAAAAGAAACACAAUUGAAGAAAUCCUCCUAAAACCGAUGGAGAAAGAUCUAGAAAGAAAUAUGUAAUAGAUGCAAAAAAAACAUUCAAGUUGUCUCAUAUUAAUACAGAAUGCUGUUGAAUAUAAGAGUUGAAGGCAAAAAUACUUCUGCUUCGUUUUUCCCUGCCGUUUUCAGAAAUUAUGAAAGUUUAAAAGAACUUUUCUAAUGUUAUUAUGGAAGAGCUUACACAUUGUUUUUCUAUUUUAGAUAAUGACAAACGUUUUAUAGUUUACUAAAAUAUGAAAAACAUGUUUAUAAAGAAUCUGCAUUAGCGUACUCUUACUGCUUAAGUACAUAUUUUGCCCCAAAAUAAAAGAGAGCUGGCUACAAAAAACAGGGUCAAGAAGGUGCGCGCCAUUUCAGCUUGUAAACUGGCAGCCCCAGCUUAGUACAUCACCAAACGGCACUUCUUAAGGUUAGCACAGGUCGAAUAUGAAAAUGCUAGCUGGUUUUCCCGAACGAAAAAAUUGGCUGAAAAACCUCAUAAUGGGCGCGCGUGAAACUUUUUGUAACGUGUGGUUUAAACCUCAAAUAAGAGCGGUGUAAUAGCGCAAGAAGUUUUGCAGGCCGGAAAACCCUGGUAAGAUGUAAUCGAAAGUGCCUGAAAACUCAUCUGAAAAACCUUAUAACGUGCUUGUGCAAAACUUAUCUAUUAAGUUUUUGAAGUCUCAACUAUGAGCAGUGUUAUAGCGCAAGAAGUUUUGCUUAAUGAAAAAUUAUUUUUGAUGUCUCCAUUCAAAAUAUCUGUUUGAGCUACCCAAAAUUAAAAAAAAUCAUCAGGAUACGAUGAAAACUCGCUGAAAUAUAAUCAUUUUUAUCGCGCGCUUGAUUCUAUAGCGCCUACUCAUUUCCCACCUA
Messenger RNA from Diorhabda sublineata, 3662 nucleotides. RefSeq lists its product as uncharacterized. Bases 1 to 681 code for a protein of 226 amino acids. The transcript is spliced from 4 exons. The record is from RefSeq and is a predicted model, not a curated record. Lineage: Eukaryota; Metazoa; Arthropoda; Insecta; Coleoptera; Chrysomelidae.